CAGAACUGUCAAAUUGAGAACAUGGCUGAUGCAGCAGCAGCCCGUAGGGAAGCUCGGAGAAGGAAAAUAUUGGAAAAUUCUCAGACCAGACUUCAACGUAUAUCUGGAAAAUGCGAAGAACCGAUUCCAAAUGAAUCAUCUUUUAAGACCAUACUUCCAAACGUAAAUUGCGAAGAUUUAGCAACGUCUAGCAGUGGCACGACUAGUAGGAGCAACAAUUUUUUCAAUAAUGGUGUCGUGGUUACCGAGGCACCACCAGUGGCGGUGUCGCCACCGAGUCCUAUUUAUGAAGCGGACGCGGCAGGCGACAGUUUCACGGAUGUAGCCAAUGACUUGGCAGCUUUAAUGUCGCCAGGAUCACAACCAGCUAACACUCAACAAGUGACCGUUUUGGAAAAACUAGUUCUGUACAAGUAUGAUGUAGUGCUAGUGUCUUUGCUUGUGCAACUUCUGUAUAGUUUCUCAUUGUUGACAUUUGACGAGACAUAUUUUUUCUUGCCCUUGGUGGUUUACAUUGUUACUAAGAUUAUAUGGUUCCCAGCACCUAGCAGCUCCAACUUUGCUAAUGCUUUACUUCUCUUAAAUGGAAUAUCAGCGCAAAGAGUAGAACGUAUUACAUCAGUGAUGCGCUGGGUGAGCAUAUUUUCUCAGGAUGUCUGCGUUUACCUUUUUACAAUGAUUUGUAUGCAGGCUCUUACUCAAACUAUCACAAAUUCUUUAAUCACAUAGUAGAAGUUGACAUUUUAUAAUUUUCCAGUUAAAUUUCAGACAUAUUGUUGACUGAGCAGUUCUAACAUUAGCUGUAUAGCAUUUAAUAAAUAGAAAUGUUCCAGAAGUUUGAUUGCUUGUGCCUUUAUACAUAAGUGAGAAUUUGUGACAUGUGUGCGUUUUAGUCACAUAUUGCCAUUUUAGUUUAAUUAGGACAAUAUUGUACAUAGUAAAUGACAAACAUUUGUUACUUUAUUUGUAAAUUUCAUUUUGCUCAAUUAUUUUUGCUUUUACACUACACUAAUGCAUUUAAAAUAUUGUAUUUUUUAUACUUAUUAUAAUCACAAUUUUAAGAUACUCUUUCAUAUAUGAAUUAAAAAUGUUUGGAGGCCAAAUUAGCACUUUGUAUUUAAAAUGUUAAAUGUAACUAUAACAUCUAGGGCAUCCCAGGGUUGUAUAACCUCUCAUGGCAUGUAGUGUCACAAUCAUAACAUUCAUAAUUAUUUGUCAUGUCAAUGAUCUCGGUCAUACUAGCCUUUCGACAUCAUGAUCAUAUCUUGAAUGCAAAGGUGGAAGAAGUUGUAAAUAAUUUAGAAUGGCCUGAAUAGAUCCAUUGAUGGCCUUAACUGUUAUCAAUUUUAACUGCAAGUUUUGCUCCAAGAUGUAUAAUUGGACGAGUUGAAAAUAGCAAUAAUAAUCAAUUUGGAAAUAUUUUAUAUGAUGGCAGUUUGUGACUUGUUAAGUAAAAUUGUAGUGGGAAUGGAAUAAAAUAUGCACAUAUAGUUAGGGGAGACUGGUUCAAAACAGCCAUAACAAAAAAAACAUAGUAUUAAAGAUCGCAAGAAACUUCCUAGAAUAACUUUUUGUUUACUUACCCCCUUAUUCAUAAACAUUCACUGAAGUUAUCAAGAUGAUAAAGUUUGUUUGUCCCUUUCUAUCACACCAAUAGGUCGGAAAGGGACAAACGAACUUUAUCAGCUUGAUAACUUUAAUGAAUGUUUACAAUUAAGGGGGUUAGAGUUUCAUUAAGGUUGCUACUUAACCAACCAUACCUGGUCUCCCCUAUAUCUUCUUAGGGCCUGGUUACUUUCUGUCUGUGCAAUGUAGUUUUGUUGGUGUUUCUAAUAACUGCUUAUUAAUAAUUAAUUUAUUAUCUAAAUUCAGGUACGAAAUACCACUUUAUUACCUAACUUCUAGGAUAGAGGGUUUGACAACAAAGAAUUAAGCUGAACUUGUACAAAAAGAAGUUACAGCAUUUAUUAUAAUAAAUCUUGCAAUGCCAAUAAUGCCAUUAUUUUUGAUUACUAGACACAUUAAGAUACCAAUAUUAGCAGUAUAUUUUUAUAGACCAUACUUGUUACGCUGUAUGUAAUGCAUUUCUAAUAACAUAAUAUUCCACCGAUCAGCUUAAUUCAAGUUGUACUAUAAAGGUCAAACAAUAGAAAGUAUUUAUUUUAAUAUUUUGUAAUGCAUCUUUUAAAAUACAAUAUUUGUAAUAUUUU
Molecule: messenger RNA, 2210 nt
Organism: Leguminivora glycinivorella
Lineage: Eukaryota; Metazoa; Arthropoda; Insecta; Lepidoptera; Tortricidae
Exons: 2
Coding region: 22-729 (235 amino acids)
Biological process (GO): tail-anchored membrane protein insertion into ER membrane
Cellular component (GO): GET complex
Source: RefSeq, a predicted model, not a curated record